AUGUCAACAACACCGCCUGGCGCGACGAGCUCGUCGCAGCCACCCAAGAUCCCUCUCCCCUUCGAAGCGAACCAACCACAGACCAUCCGACUAUACCCUCUGUCCAAUUACACAUUCGGCGUCAAGGACUCCCAGCCCGAGGAGGAUCCCAGUGUGGUCGCCCGGCUCAGACGGCUCGAGGAGCAUUACAAUGAGCAUGGCAUGCGGCGAACCUGCGAGGGCAUCCUCGUCUGCCACGAGCACAACCACCCGCACAUCCUCAUGCUACAGAUCGCGAAUGCAUUCUUCAAGCUUCCCGGAGACUAUCUCGCCCCAGAAGACGACGAGAUCGAGGGCUUCAAGAAGAAGCUAGAUGCGCGCCUGGCGCCCACGGGCGGCCUGGCAGAAGGGGAGACGCCGGGCCAGUGGCAAAUCGGCGACACCCUUGCCCAGUGGUGGCGCCCGAACUUCGAGACCUUCAUGUACCCUUUCGUCCCGGCCCAUGUGUCCAGGCCGAAGGAGUGCAAGAAGCUUUACUUUAUUCAACUUCCACAGCAGAAGGUGCUUAGUGUGCCCAAGAAUAUGAAGCUUCUGGCCGUCCCCCUGUUCGAGCUCUACGACAACACUGCCCGCUACGGCCCUCAGCUCUCCGCCAUACCCCACCUGCUCAGCCGCUACAACUUCGAGUUUGUCGACGAGAACAACAAUGUCGUUGCCCAGACCCCCGGCGGUCAGGCGCCAGACGGGUAUCAGCCCCAGUCCAAAGUCUUGGCUGGUGGCGACGACGUGAACAUGAAGCUAGAAGAUGUGCCCGAGUAG
Messenger RNA from Diaporthe batatas, 798 nucleotides. RefSeq lists its product as uncharacterized. Gene Ontology annotation, molecular function: mRNA binding. Bases 1 to 798 code for a protein of 265 amino acids. Lineage: Eukaryota; Fungi; Ascomycota; Sordariomycetes; Diaporthales; Diaporthaceae. Gene Ontology annotation, cellular component: mRNA cleavage factor complex. The record is from RefSeq and is a predicted model, not a curated record. The transcript has 2 exons.